Alligator sinensis (Chinese alligator) is the source of this 1091-nucleotide messenger RNA. RefSeq names its product CMRF35-like molecule 7. Bases 117 to 737 code for a protein of 206 amino acids. NCBI's taxonomy places the organism in Eukaryota, Metazoa, Chordata, Crocodylia, Alligatoridae. Gene Ontology annotation, molecular function: transmembrane signaling receptor activity. Gene Ontology annotation, cellular component: plasma membrane. The record is from RefSeq and is a predicted model, not a curated record. The transcript has 5 exons.
GGUGGCAACUGCAAACUUGAGAAGCAGUCUCAGGCUCAUUUUCAGGUCUCCUCAAAGGCAGCAAGUCCCAGGGCAGCUGCAAAGAGAGCCGAUUCAGCUGCGGAGGGACCAGGACCAUGUGGGCGCUCCCUCUUUGGCUCUGGAUUCUCUUCCCCGGUUGCAUGGCACUGAUAGGCCCUGAAAUAGUAACGGGCCCUGAAGGUGGGUCGGUGUCCGUGACAUGCAAAUACAACAGAGGUCACGAGAAGAACGGGAAACUCUGGUGUAGAGCAGGGCCUUCCAGCCGCUGUUCCAGUGGGGAGCACACAAUACACACCAAUUGGUCAGAGGCCAAUGUGCAAAAGGGCCGCUUAUCCCUUCAGGACAACCACAUCCUGCGCACAUUCACGAUUACCAUGGAGCACCUGACCAAGGCCGAUGCUGGCACCUACCUGUGCGGGGUGCUGAUUGCUUUCUCGAGUGAUCUCAGGCACGCUGUGGAGGUGACCGUGUCCCCAGUGCUGUCACCCAUGGAGCCCCCGGUUUCUACUGAGUUCACAGCAUCCAUUUUCACCUGGAGAAUUUCUACAGAGAGCCAAGUCAGCGGUUUCCCUGCUGUACACAACAUGUCCCAAAGCUCCCAGGACAGCCACAUCCACUUCGUGCUCCUGGUCGGCCUGAAGGUGCCCGUGUUCCUGUGCAUGGUCUGCACUGUGGUGUGGGUGAGUGUGCGCUACAGGGGCAGCUCCAACGACUAGACGCCACAGACACGAUCCAGGAAGGACUGGGACCACCACAACGAUGACACCUCCAUCUGUCCUGUGUUCUGCACCUCGCAUGUACCAGGCCUGAUUGCCCUCUCCCUUACACUGGAGUGAAUCUGGAGUGAAAUUACUGGAGUCACCCUGGGAAGAGCCCUUUCCCACUGAGCCAAAUCCAGCGCCCUUGAGAGCAGAGUGAGGCCCAGACUCUCCAUGUUCUCCAUGGAUAGAAAACAUGUCGCCCAGGGAGCAGUUGGAGGCUGUUCCUAUGAGAGGAGCAUGUUCCUGGCCUCUGGAAGCGGAUGUGUCUGGGAGGACCUCAAUGCCUUCUGCACAGAGAACAUGACAAUA